AUGGCUUUCCACACUCGCUCUAACAGCUUCCCAUUGAGAUCUUCUGAGGCCACCUCCACAUCUUCAUCUUCAAUAAUCCACAAACUAAGUGGUCUCCAAGACUUGCAUGAUUCUGUUAAUAGGUUUCUUCAGUUGCCCCUCACUCAACAAGCCUUAGCCCAAGAGCAGAAUGAGAAAUGGACUAAUGAGUUGUUAGAUGGCUCUCUCAGGUUGUUGGAUGUUUGUGGCACUGCCCUCCAGGACCUUCAAUCGAUCAUGCAAAGAAGGCUGGGAGGUGAAACUGAAGCUCUUACAAGUGAGGUUUGGAAAUACUUAACCUCUAGGAAGAUGGUGAAAAAGGCAAUCCAAAAGGCUAUGAAGAAUCUCAAGGCAGUCGACAACAUAUCCACCUUCUCUUCCCUCAACAAGGACAGUAAGACAUUUUCCAUUGUUAGCAAGUUGAGAAUGUUGAAGCAAUCACUCUCGCAGUGUUUGAGUCACUAG
Molecule: messenger RNA, 483 nt
Organism: Prunus armeniaca (apricot)
Lineage: Eukaryota; Viridiplantae; Streptophyta; Magnoliopsida; Rosales; Rosaceae
Source: the annotation of a GenBank genome assembly